Marasmius oreades (fairy-ring Marasmius) is the source of this 1647-nucleotide messenger RNA. RefSeq lists its product as uncharacterized. Bases 1 to 1647 code for a protein of 548 amino acids. The record is from RefSeq and is a predicted model, not a curated record. Gene Ontology annotation, molecular function: hydrolase activity, hydrolyzing O-glycosyl compounds. Lineage: Eukaryota; Fungi; Basidiomycota; Agaricomycetes; Agaricales; Marasmiaceae. The transcript is spliced from 14 exons.
AUGAGGUUCUUCCGUAUCCUCUUUACCGUCCCUGUGCUUUUUGCCUCUUUCACCACCGCACAGUCUCGGUUCGUGGUCACUAAAGAUGGCAAAUUCCAGGUCAAUGGGAGCGACUUCAACUGGAUGGGCACUACAGCGUACUGGCUGCCUUCUUUGAAUACAGAGCAAGACAUCAUCAAUACUUUGGCCAACAUAUCCACUGCUGGGUACACGGUGGUGAGAACAUGGGCCUUCAACGACGUCGAAACGACUCCUACCAAUGGAACAUGGUUCCAGUUGAUUAACAACGGGUCUACCGUCAUCAACACCGGUUCAAAUGGCUUGCAAAAGUUGGACAUGGUCCUGAAGCACGCAGAGCGAUUUGGACUCUACGUCAUCCUCUCUCUGACGAAUAACUGGAAUCCGCGUGAAAAUCUCGAUCGUCGCCUCGAGUCCGACAUUCAGGCUAGGACACUUUGGGACCGUGAUGUCACUCCUGGUACCAACAACUCCCUUCCUAGAAACUUCCUCAGUAAUGAUUACGGUGGUAUGGAUGUUUAUGUGCGCCAGUUCGGCUACGAGAACCACGACGACUUUUAUACGACUGCCGCAAUCAAGAACGCGUUCAAGAACUAUACGACGCAGAUCGUUUCACGUUACAAGAACUCCUCUGCCGUCUUCUCCUGGGAGAUUGCAAACGAUCCGAGGUGCAGCUCUACUUUGGGUGCCUCUUCAAACUGUGAAACCCGUACCGUAACCCGGUGGCACGCAGAAAUAGCUCGACACAUUCGUUCGGUCGACCCCAACCACUUGGUUUCCUCUGGGAACCACGGUUUCUUCUGUUUCGACUGUCCAAAGCUAUCCGAUUCAUCUCCAUCUCCACCCUCCCCCUCCCCCUCCCCCUCACCCUCAUCCUCACCUCAAUCUCGUAGAAGCCUUCACCCUCUCACCAAGAAGAGGCUCUUACAGGAACGACGAGAACAGUGGAAGAGGACGAGGGUUGCUGCUAUCCAGUCAAGAAAUCUCCCCACCGAAGGCAUACGUGUUCGUGGUCAAUGGGACGCUACGCCAACCAGAAGACAGGUUGGCAAUGGAGUCGGUUCUGCAUAUGACGGCAGCGCCGGUGUUGACAGUCAAGAUAUUCUAGCCAUCAAGGAGAUCAGCUUCAGCUCAUUUCAGCUUUUCCCGGAUCAGAACAGCUACGGAGUUGACGAUCCUAAUCUUUCCCCGUACGACAACAUGGUCCAGAAUGGUGUGGAAUGGAUUACUGCGCAUGCAAGGGCUGCCCAGAGCUUGCGGAAACCUGUCGCCUUGACAGGAUUCGGUCUCGUUACUCAAGCCAAUGCCCCGUCUUUCGUACCUUUCAACUCCUCCACACCUCCCUUCACCAACCAAAGUGCUGGUGUCACGGAUGAGCAACGAGAUGCCGCGUACGACACUUGGUCCCAGACCGGGGUAACAUAUGGUCUUCAGGGCAUCAUGCAAUAUCAGUGGGGGCAAACGGGACUGACCACACAACCGGGCACUACUAUUUCACCCAAUAUCAAUGGUACCACCCAGAGCACGAACGUUAAUCAGACAGAGGCCGGACAGUCUCCUAACGAUGGUUACGCUAUCUUUAAUGCCGAUCGAUCUAAGGUUCAACGUAUUUUUUCCGACGCGGUAUGA